Molecule: messenger RNA, 1258 nt
Organism: Amphibalanus amphitrite
Lineage: Eukaryota; Metazoa; Arthropoda; Thecostraca; Balanomorpha; Balanidae
Product: methylosome protein 50-like
Exons: 7
Coding region: 107-1198 (363 amino acids)
Biological process (GO): oocyte axis specification
Cellular component (GO): methylosome
Molecular function (GO): protein binding
Source: RefSeq, a predicted model, not a curated record
UUUCAUUUUUGCUGCGCAGCCGAACAGCCCUAGGGCCCUGAUAUACAGCCUGCACAUCAGGCAUCAAAACUAGAUUUUAAUAAGAAAGUGAAUUGAUUGAGCAGAAAUGGACAGUGAACAAGACAUUUCCCCAGCUGUGGAGGAGCAGAAGCCGCCACCACUCUGGAACCAGCCUGAACAGGACCUGGCAAAUGGCAACAUGCAAGUUGAUGAUAUAUCUUACAUCCCUGCUGAAAUGAAGAGGCACUUGGAAUUCAUUGACAUAAAACAAGACGGCCGUCUGCUGUUGGGCGCCUCCAGUCUGACGACCCGCUACUGGACCGGCGACGUGUGGCUGUUUGACAAGGCCUCGGACGCGCCCGACGUGGGCCGCUUCACGGCGGCGCGCGAAACAGAGAGCGGCGUGCCGUGCGGCGCGUUCAUCGACGGGCUGGGCGUGCGCGCCGUGGUCGGUCAGGACCUGGGUAUCGUCGAGGUGCUCGGCUGGGAGGCGGCCGAGGAGGGUACAGAGGACGACCGGCUGCUGGUCACCCACGGUCGGAGCGCGGCCGGCGACGGCGCCGUGCUGACGCUGGACACCCUGUCACCGGGCAGCGCGGCCGGCGGAGACGCCGACAUGGAGGCUGUGCGAGCGGUGACCGGAUCGUCAGACGGACGACUGCACGUGUGGGACCUGGAGACGUUAGUGGCGGAGGUGUGCUACCCGGGCGCGCACCAGCACUCAGUGACGGGAGUGACCGCCCACCCGAGCCUGCCACACCAGUUUAUCAGCUGCGGCCUGGACGGGGAGGUGCUCAUGUGGGACACGCGCGCCGCCAAACCGGCCACACGUCUGGCGGGCGGCGGCGGCGACCGGCCGCUGUGCUGCGCCUGGUCGCCGACAGAUAGCGCCACGGUCGCCGUCGGCUGGGAGUCGGGCCGCGUGUCGCUGCUGAAUGCCGUCAGUGGCGCCGAGACGGCGGCAGCGCGGCGCGCGCGGCCCCUGCACCGGCUGAGAUGGCACCCGCGCCGGCCGUGGGUGGCGGCCUGCGGCGACCAGACCGCCGUCGAGGUCUACUCGGCCGAACAGAAACUGAGACAACUGCACUGUGAUGACCUGCACGCCGACAUGGUGCGCGGCCUGGCCUGGGCGCCUGACUCUGACACCCUCUAUUCGUGCGGAUGGGACCGGGCCGUGCUCAGCCGAACGGUCGGCUGACCGACCCGACCCGUGUCUGCCGCCGCGUCAUUACCGUCAUCAAUACACAUGUCCCUUCGA